CGCGGGGCACAGCGGGGCCGCAGCUGCCGAGUCACGGUGAUAGACGUUCGCGGCUCACAGCUUUUUCAGAAUAAGCGAUGCUGUGUGUCCCUCCCAAGACCCAGUAAGAAAACCGUGCUUAAGAGUCAAGAGUAUCUGAAGGACUUCGCAAGGAGAGGAGCACCCUUGGAAUGAAAAUGUUCCAGGAAGAUGCAAGCCUCCCAGUUGCCUUGCCUCUCAGCAAAAGAAUUAGAACGGCAUAUUCCAAGUUUGGGAGGGGCCGGGGGGGACACAAUUUAUAUUCGCUAGAGAUCUUACUUGGAAGUAAUUUUACUCCCUAUAGUUUUUUACUUAAACCUUCUCAGACUGGUUCCCAGCUGGGUGACUUAGUGAUCUCCAAAAUGUGCUGACAUUCGGGCCCCUAAGAAUACAUACUGUUACUUUUAAUGGGUGGGAUUUUUUCAAUUAAUUUUUAUUGGAGUAGAGUUGAUUUACAAUGUUGUGUUAGUUUCUGCUGUCCAGCAAAGUGAAUCAGUUAUACAUAUGCAUGUAUCCACUCUUUUUUAGAUGCUUUUUUGUGAGAUUUGUUUUUAAAAGGUUUCCCUGAGCCAGCGGAGCGCCCAGGUGCAGCCACAGUGCUGGCCUCGGGGACCGGAGGCCAAAUGCACGACGUCAGGUUGCCAGGAGCUAAGUAUUCCGUCUAGACACGGAGGAGGGAGGAGAGGACCAGAGGAGACGGGGUCCUGGGAGCUGCAAAAGGCCUGCGCCCAAAAGAAAAGAGCUCUCCCUUUGUUCCACUGCCCACUGCUUGUCCCUGAGCCUGGCCCUACAGAAGGGCAGAGGAGACCUCUGGGGCUUGGCCUGGAGAAUUCCUUUCUUCUUUUCUUGCUUCCUCCUACGCCACGUGGCUUCAGACCAUGACAUUUCUGUUCGAUGCUGUCAGUGCCUUGGUUUGAGGAGAAUCUCUCUGUACCCGGGUCCCUUGGCCAAGAAUAAAUGGUGCCCGGAGCCUGCUGGCAUCUGCUCCGGCCUGUCUCCCUUCCUCCUCCACAUGAUCCUCAGACAAGAAACAGUUCCUUCCCCCAGGCAGUGGGGCAGAGCUAAGGGGGAGGCGAUGGGCCAGGCCCAGGAUCCCCAGUCCCGAGCUUGCGUGUCUGGCUGAGGUUCAGCUUCAGCCUGGCCGGGGAGGGUAAGGUACAACUUGCCUCUCUCCUCUGAAACUUAGUGAUCAAAUAGCCACCAGCCCCAGCCCCUGCCCCUACCCAGAGGCGAGCCUGCAGAGCCAGGGCCCACCGGCUAUUUUUAGAAAGCUAUCAGGUGUGCAGGACACCCAGUUGCUUUUUCCACCUGUUUGGGGUCAUUAUAGGGAUCCUGUGUCUCUGCCACAGGCCCUGCCUAUUCUGCCAUGUGAGUCUCACUGUGACCAGGGCAGCCACUAAGCUCCUUCCCGAUUAACCCAGUCGUCUCUCCCGCCUCGCCCGGCCAUGGCAAGUGAGUCUUUGGGCCCAUAGUCGUUUUGUGGUCGGAAGCAUGGACAUUGGGCACUAAUGCCUGGCCUCCUCUGCUUCCUUGAGAGGGAGUUUUCAAAGGUCAGAAAGUAACGUCAGGUCAGGAAGAACCUUGACUCGGGAGCCCAUCAUGAGGAGUGUGGAUCCACUGGGCGGCAGCACAGCGCGUGCCGUCAGGCUGGGGCAUGCUGUGUGCACCCUGGGGUUCAUUGCCAACAGAUGCAGGGAGCUGGGGGCGUUCAGAAGAAGAGCUCAGCCUUGAAGGGUGGGCAAGUUUUGAUCAGGAAAUACAGGAGGGCAGGUGUGCCAAGCAGAGGAAAACUUGUGCGCCGGAUCAUCCAAGUUGUGAUGGGAACCUCGAGGAGACAGUGAGGCGGGAACAGGGGGCUCUGCAGGGACAGAAGGACAAGAGCCUGGAAAGCCCACGAGGCGGUGCCCGGUGUGAAAAGCCUUGGAUACCAGGUCCGGCCUCUGUUUCCACGUGAGGAGCAGCUGCGGCCCACCGAGAUGUCCCGGCACCACAGCCGCUUCGAAAGAGAUUACCGGGUGGGCUGGGACCGCCGCGAGUGGAGUGCCAACGGGACGCAUGGGACCACCAGCAUCUGCAGUGCCACCACCGGGGCGGGUGGCGGCACAGCCAGCAGCCUCAGCGCCCGGCCCGGCCUCCUGCCGCUACCCGGGGUGCCCUCCCGGCUGCCCACACCCGCCACGGCCCCCGCGCCCUGCACCACCGGCAGCAGCGAGGCCAUCCCCAGCCUCGUGGCCAGCUCUGCCUCCGCCGUCACCACCAAGGCCCCCGGCAUCUCCAAAGCAGACAGUCAGUCCCAGGGACUCACGACCAGCAUCCGGUGGGGGCAGACGCCCAUCAAUCAGUCCACGCCUUGGGACACUGAUGAGCCGCCCUCCAAACAGAUGAGGGAGAGCGACAAUCCAGGCACAGGGCCGUGGGUGACCACAGUGGCCGCCGGGAGCCAGUCUGCCCUGAUCGCACACUCCUACGGAGUGGCCCAGCCUCCCACCUUCAGCCCGGCUGUGAACGUCCAGGCCCCGGUCAUUGGGGUGACCCCUUCACUGCCUCCCCACGUGGGGCCCCAGCUCCCGCUGAUGCCAGGCCACUACUCACUCCCACAGCCGCCCUCUCAGCCACUGAGCAGCGUGGUGGUCAACAUGCCCGCCCAGGCCCUGUAUGCCAGCCCGCAGCCCCUGGCUGUUUCCACGCUGCCCGGCGUCGGGCAGGUGGCCCGCCCAGGACCCACCACUGUGGGCAAUGGCCACAUGGCGGGGCCCCUGCUGCCUCCACCGCCGCCGGCCCAGCCGUCUGCCACUCUCCCCGGAGGUGCCCCUGCCACCAAUGGGCCCCCCACGUCAGACUCGGCCCACGGGCUGCAGAUGCUACGGACCAUUGGCGUGGGGAAGUAUGAGUUCACCGACCCCGGGCACCCCAAAGAAAUGUUGAAGGAAUUGAACCAGCAGCGCAGAGCGAAAGCGUUUACAGACCUGAAAAUUGUUGUUGAAGGCAGAGAGUUUGAAGUCCACCAAAAUGUUCUAGCUUCCUGCAGCUUGUAUUUCAAGGACCUGAUUCAAAGGUCGGUGCAAGACGGCAGCCAGUGCGGCCGGGAGAAGCUGGAGCUCGUCCUGUCCAACCUGCAGGCCGACGUCCUUGAGCUGCUGCUGGAGUUUGUCUACACGGGCUCCCUGGUCAUCGACUCGGCCAACGCCAAGACCCUGCUGGAGGCAGCCAGCAAGUUCCAGUUCCACACCUUCUGCAAAGUCUGCGUGUCCUUUCUCGAGAAGCAGCUGACGGCCAGCAACUGCCUGGGGGUGCUGGCCAUGGCCGAGGCCAUGCAGUGCGGCGAGCUCUACCACAUGGCCAAGGCCUUUGCGCUGCAGAUCUUCCCCGAGGUGGCGACCCAGGAGGAGAUCCUAAACAUCUCCAAGGAUGACUUCAUCGCCUACAUCGCCAAUGACAGCCUCAACACCAAGGCCGAGGAGCUAGUGUACGAGACCGUCAUCAAGUGGAUCAAGAAGGACCCCGUGUCCCGUGCGCAGUACUCGGCGGAGCUGCUGGCCGUGGUCCGCCUCCCCUUCAUCCACCCCAGCUACCUGCUCAACGUGGUUGACAACGAGGAGCUGAUCAAGUCAUCGGAAGCGUGUCGGGACCUGGUCAACGAGGCCAAACGCUACCACAUGCUGCCACACGCCCGCCAGGAGAUGCAGACGCCCCGAACGCGGCCCCGCCUCUCAGCAGGUGUGGCCGAGGUCAUCGUUUUGGUUGGGGGCCGUCAGAUGGUGGGGAUGACCCAGCGCUCGCUGGUGGCCGUCACCUGCUGGAACCCGCAGAACAACAAGUGGUACCCCCUGGCCUCACUGCCUUUCUAUGACCGCGAGUUCUUCAGUGUAGUGAGUGCCGGGGACAACAUCUACCUUUCAGGUGGGAUGGAAUCAGGGGUGACGCUGGCCGAUGUCUGGUGCUACAUGUCCCUGCUCGAUAACUGGAACCUCGUCUCCAGGAUGACGGUCCCCCGCUGUCGGCACAAUAGCCUUGUCUAUGAUGGGAAGAUUUACACCCUCGGGGGACUUGGCGUGGCAGGCAACGUGGACCACGUGGAGAGGUACGACACCAUCACCAACCAAUGGGAGGCGGUGGCCCCUCUGCCCAAGGCAGUGCACUCGGCAGCAGCCACAGUGUGUGGAGGCAAGAUCUACGUGUUCGGGGGCGUGAACGAGGCGGGCCGAGCUGCAGGCGUGCUCCAGUCUUACGUUCCACAGACCAACACAUGGAGCUUCAUCGAGUCCCCGAUGAUUGACAACAAGUACGCUCCCGCCGUCACCCUCAAUGGCUUCGUUUUCAUCCUGGGUGGGGCUUAUGCCAGAGCCACCACCAUCUAUGACCCUGACAAAGGGAACAUUAAGGCGGGUCCCAACAUGAAUCACUCUCGCCAGUUCUGCAGUGCUGUGGUACUCGAUGGCAAGAUUUAUGCAACUGGAGGCAUUGUUAGCAGUGAGGGGCCUGCCCUGGGCAACAUGGAAGCCUAUGAGCCUGCAACCAACACGUGGGCCCUCCUCCCCCACAUGCCCUGCCCCGUGUUCAGACACGGCUGCGUCGUGAUAAAGAAAUAUAUUCAAAGCGGCUGACAUCAGCGGAAAGCCCACGCCGAGACUGUGGACAGACACGUCUGGUGAGGCAAAUGCUACUCACAAAGAUCAACUUUCAGCAACACCAAUAAGAGGCCGACCAACACAAUCAAGGAACUCACUACGCUACACAUUUUGAAUACCGUCUACAUUGAAUGUAGGAAAUCAUCCUCGCCUUUGGGGAAAAUGAGGGAGUAGCCUCCGGGCAGCAGGAACCGCGACCGAGCGAGCGAGCUGGGCCUCGGGGCUCCUGCAGAGGCACUUGCUCUGAACGGAGGCGCUCACUCUGCCCGGUGCAAUAGUUUCACAUAUUUUUCAGCUGGGAGAGAGAAGCCGUUUUUUCCUUCCUGCAGGGCAAGCUUGAUCCCCAGCCAACCAUAGAUCAGUUAUCCUAUGACAAUAUUAGGCGUCAGGCUCUCUUGGAAUAAGAUCAAAGUGUCCUUACCACUUUGAUUCCUACUUUUGUUUUUAACCAAUCUACGCUUUCAGUGGCCGAGGGAAAACAAGGGACAGUACUAUGUAUGGGGCCCGAGGCCUAGGAGGCUGCUGGUCCCCCACUGGGUCGAAGAUAAGUCCAGGCUCUUUGCGGAGCCAGAUGUGACUGGAGCGGCGGCAGCCGUGGGGACAGCUAGGGAGAACCGUCUGUCCCUUCACAGGGUUUCCUACCAUGCUUUUGCUGGAGAAGGACAAGGUGAUUGUGCUAGCUUUCUCUUAUCCCAUAUGAAUUAUUUAGAUUUCCAAGGCAUUUUCUUGAUAAACAAAAGGCUAUUUUUAAGUACCGAGAGAAGGAGGCGGCCACGAGAGGGAUAACGCGGGAAUUCCCAAAGCUCUUUGUAGGUAGUGCCAGAGUGGGGCAUUUGCUCUAAUUUUUCUAUGUUCAGAAUAGAGGAUCUCUCCUGGGUGGGGGGUGAAUGCCCCCGUUUUAUUUUUAGAAAAAAGUAACUCCCAGACAGCCCCGUAAAAGCCGUGCCUCGUGGAAGCACUGUCAUAGAGAGACAACUCUGCUCCUGAAGGAAACCAGUUCUGGCUCGUGAUACCAGUUCAGCUCCCUCCAUGAGGUAAAGCUGAGGACCCAGGCCAGGUUGGAAGGGAAGGAGGGAGAAUACAUGUCUACAAAGCACAGGAGACUAUUUUUGAUAUUUAUAGCUAUAUAUUAAGGCACCUGCCACAAAGAGCUCUCAGGACGGGGACAGCCUUCUCAGACGAGCCGUGACAGCCAAGGCCUGAGGGGCAAGAGGAGAAUCGCUCUUCUAGUAGCAGCUUAACCCCAGCAGGGGGGCCAGAAGGGAGGUCACCCCGUGGCUCACAGAGGAAGGCCUUCCCUCUAGUCCUCAGACCCUCAAACCUCACGUGGUGACCAGUUUCCAUUCCAGGGCACGAAGGAGGCAGCCGCCACUGCUGUGCUGUUUCGCUGAAGUUGGUACCAAAUACACAUUUACCAUUUUUAUACCUGGUAAGUCGACUUGCCGUCAUUUCAUCAUAAAAACCACUUAUAAGGAGAAAAGGACAGGACACGCUCUCCAUCUUUCAGUAUUUAAUGACACAAAGUCCCAAUGUCGGGCAUCAACUUCUAGCACUACAAGUGUGGCUCCCACUUGGACAAGAUACCGAGCUUCGUUAUGCAGUUUUUAAUAUUAUUAUUUAUUCUUUUAAAAAGUAAUAAGCACAAAACUACAUACGUUGUAUGUCAUUUAAAGUAUUUAUGUCAAACAGGGUGCAAGUGUGAACCCAAGGACUGGAGCACAAGUGUCUAACUGCCUGGGGCAGGGCCAUGUCAGCGUUGGUGGGCGUCUACCUCCAAAGGAGGUGCUAGUGGUCAGCGAGACUCAACACAGACGACACUGAAAUCCUGUUCUCUCCUCAGUUAUCACACUGGAGCAAAACUGGCUAUUUCUGUGAAUGACAUAAAACAGGGUUCUCUGUAACGGUGUUGUACAUAGUAUAUGUUUAUUGUUAAGUUCUUGUUAUAAUAAAUAUAUUUAUAGAUCUAGACUCGGAAGCCAAUGUAAUGCCUCUGUGUGCCACUGUCCUUGCCACCGAGAUGAGAAACCCCAGUGCAGGCCUGUGCCACCUCUCCCAUCAGCUGUCUGGGCUCUGUUACAGACUUGAAUGCACAUCUUGGUGAUCAUAAAGGACAGGACUCCUCAGCGAGGGAAUGAAUGUACAGGGCUGAAAGGCAAGAAUAAAGGGCAAUUAAAGGUCAAAGCUGAAAGGGAUUUGCAAACACUCUGGCAUCGACUCUGAGGACCUCCCUUCAGUUUAAGUGCUCUUAUUACACUUGUGCAACUGAAAACUUCAAAAAGUUAGCUUCCCCCUGGUCUGCUUCCUGUGUCAGAGGCUGUCCUGGAGAACUGUGACAAAUCCACAUGGCAACUCCAUGCCAUCAGCCUGAGAAGAGACGCAACACCCUUCCUUCAGGAAGAACAAGUUGUGACUGCCAUUCUAAAAUCCAGUUGGGGGGCCUCCCUGCCUUCUUCAGUCCCACCUGAGGCUGUUCUCUAAUCUGUUGUAUAGAUCGGCUUUGUUCUCCUAAGGAUACCCACGCAAAGCCCAGGGCAAAAGCGUAGAACACCAGACGGGAUUGCUCCCUCUCUUCCAUGGAAAGACUUUAGAUUUAACGGAUUAGUAGGAGAAGGUAGAUUUACCAGCAUUUUACCCAAGGGAAGAGCCCCACACCCUUAAUCCCCAAAUCUCACCAAGACCUAGUACCUCCUUGCAAGAAA
Balaenoptera ricei (Rice's whale) is the source of this 7345-nucleotide messenger RNA. RefSeq names its product kelch like family member 29 (gene KLHL29). The transcript is spliced from 14 exons. NCBI's taxonomy places the organism in Eukaryota, Metazoa, Chordata, Mammalia, Artiodactyla, Balaenopteridae. The record is from RefSeq and is a predicted model, not a curated record. Gene Ontology annotation, molecular function: protein binding. The coding region runs from base 1995 to 4622 and encodes 875 amino acids.